CCGAAUCGUUGGUUGAGUCGGGACGCGACGAGGAGUCACCAUAUGUUACCUAUUAACGCACUCCCCCUCCCUCUCACCCUGCUCCACUCUUUACUCUCGCUCUCUCUGCGGCUAGAGUGGUCGAGCGAGCAUGGGCAGGCACGCCGCCCUCGCCGUCGCCCUCGUCUGCCUUCAUCUCUCCUCCGCCGUCGCACCGUCGCCGGCUGCAUCCCCCGCCGCCGUCGCCGUCCCUCCCGUUUCCUCUGCUGCUGCCGCUCCCACCAAACAUACUGUUCCCGCCCCAACCAGACUCGCUGCCCCCGUCCCCGCCGCUCCUCCCACCAAACGCAGCACCCUCUCCCCCGCCUCUUCCCCCACUAAGUCCUCCGCCCACCUCUACCCCGCCGCUGCCCCCGCCAGAUCUACCGCCACCGCCCCACCCCCCGCCGCCCAACCACCCACCAAGUCCACCAGACACAUCACCUCUCCUCCCGCCUCCGCACCCAUCUCCUCCCAUGUGACCGCCUCUCCUCCCACCUCCGCACCCAUCUCCUCCCAUGUGACCGCCUCCCCUCCCACCUCCGCACCCGUCUCCUCCCAUGUGACCGCCUCCCCUCCAACCUCCGCACCCGUCUCCUCCCCUGUGAUCGCUGUUCCUCCCACCUCCGCACCCGUCUCCUCUCAUGUGACCGUUACCCCUCCCACCUCCGCACCCGUCUCCUCCCCUGUUCUCGCCGUCCCUCCCACCUCCGCACCCGUCCACUCCCCUGCGACCGCAGCCCCUCCCACCACCGCACCCGUCUCCUCAUCACCGAGAGCUGCCCCUCCCACCUUCGUACCCGUCUCCUCACCACCGACGGCUGCCCCUCCCACCUCCGCACCCAUCUCCUCCCAUGUGACCGCUCCCCUUGCCUCGUCCCCGACUGUGCCGCCCCCGGCUCCCUCGACUGCUCCGCCCACGCCGGUCCCCGCCAGCCCUCCACCGAGCAUUCCACCCACAUUGCCUUCCCCGGCCCCGGCCCCGGUCCGUGCUGCCGCCCCUGCGCCGGCCGCAGCCCCUCCGAAGCUCGCCGAGGUUCCAGCUCCAGCGCCGUCUAAACCGAAGAAGGGCGCCCCUGCCUCUUCGCCGGCCGCCGUCAUCCCGCCGUCAAGUACCGCAGCAUCCCCGGCCAACGAGGCCGCAUCGCCCGGCCCCAGUGGAGCCGAAGAGACGAGCGGAGCAGGGAGUGCGAGGAAGAUGAUGAACAGUUUGGGGGUGGCGCUGCUAUCCAUCGGCAUGUUGGUCGUCUAGACCGCAUAGCAUAUGUUGUUGUUGGGUAUGAUGAUAUAUUAUUGCAUGUUCAAUAAUCUGCUACCGUUGAUGUCUCAUCCAACUAUCCGUCUCUCCUUUAUUUUGCCUGCCUUCCUUCCUUCCUUCCUUUUAAUCUUUAUUAUAAAAGCAAUGUUUGGUGGCUUGGCGUAGGAAGGCAGGUUUGAUUCUUUGCUGUGGGUGUGAGUGGAGGGGACUGUGUUGUUGUUGUUGGAGGCUGUUUUGCUUCAGGUUGUGAGUUGUGGGUCUACUUGUAUCUGAUUCCGUCUUGUUGACUCUUUCUGUGCAGUGUUGGAAUAAUCACAGUUGACUACUGUCA
Molecule: messenger RNA, 1607 nt
Organism: Musa acuminata AAA Group (dessert banana)
Lineage: Eukaryota; Viridiplantae; Streptophyta; Magnoliopsida; Zingiberales; Musaceae
Product: vegetative cell wall protein gp1-like
Exons: 2
Coding region: 131-1270 (379 amino acids)
Cellular component (GO): plasma membrane
Source: RefSeq, a predicted model, not a curated record